CUCGGCGCGCGCUAGGACCCAGCAGGGCUCCGGGCCCGGGUGGGGAGCCUCGCCGCCGACCCCGGGCGGGCGCCGGGCGCUGGAGCCGGGGUUCCGGCCGCGAUCGGCUGCAGCUCGGCCGGGAGACGGCGCGACCCGGCGGCGGGGCCAGCCGCGAGUCCACGCCGCCGCAGCCCCCGACGCGGCCGCGAGAAGCAGCGCGGGGGGGGGCAGGCGAUCGAAGCCCCCAGAAGCAUCCUCUGGUGAUGAUGAAGGUCUCUUUGUCUUCUCUGUGAAGGAGCGAUGCUGACCUCGGCUUCCUGGACCCAUUCCGACUCAGGAGCCUUCACGUAAAUGGGUCCAGUCAUGCCUCCCAGUAAGAAGCCAGCAAGCUCAGGAAUUAGCGUGCCCAGCGGACUGAGCCAGUGUUACCGGGGCAGCAGUUUCCCCAAGGCUCUGCAGGAGGAUCAUGACUUGGACUUCUCGCUCCCCGACCUCAGGCACGAAGAGGGGGCCAUGGAGGAUGAGGAGCUGACCAACCUGAACUGGCUGCACGAGAGCAAGAACCUGCUCAAGAGCUUCGGGGAGUCGGUCCUCAGGAGUGUGAGCCCCGUCCAGGACCUGGACGACGACACGCCCCCGUCCCCCGCCCGCUCGGACAUGCCCUAUGAUGCCAGGCAGAACCCCAACUGCAAGCCGCCCUACUCCUUCAGCUGCCUCAUCUUCAUGGCCAUCGAGGACUCCCCGACCAAGCGCCUGCCAGUGAAGGAUAUUUACAACUGGAUCUUGGAACAUUUUCCCUAUUUUGCAAAUGCUCCCACUGGGUGGAAAAACUCAGUGAGACACAAUUUGUCAUUGAAUAAGUGUUUUAAGAAAGUGGACAAGGAGAGGAGUCAGAGUAUUGGGAAAGGGUCGUUAUGGUGCAUAGACCCAGAGUAUAGACAAAAUCUAAUUCAGGCUUUGAAGAAGACACCUUACCACCCACCCUCCCAGGGGCUCAGCAGACCCCCCACCUCUCCUCAGGCAUAUCAAAGCACAUCAGGUCCACCUCUCUGGCCAGGCAGCACCUUCUUCAAGAGAAAUGGAGCCCUUCUACAAGAUCCUGACAUUGAUGCCGCCAGUGCCAUGAUGCUUUUGAAUACUCCCCCUGAGAUACAAGCAGGUUUUCCUCCAGGAGUGAUACAGAAUGGAGCGCGGGUUCUGAGCCGAGGGCUGUUUCCUGGCGUCCGGCCACUGCCAAUCACUCCCAUCGGGAUGACAGCUGCCAUGAGGAACGCCUUCAGCAGCUGCCGGACGCGGACCGAGAGCGAGCCGUCGUGUGGCUCCCCAGUGGUCAGCGGAGACCCCAAGGAAGAUCACAACUACAGCAGUGCCAAGUCCUCCAAUGCCCGGAGCACCUCGCCCACCAGCGACUCCGUCUCCUCCUCCACCUCGUCCUCCUCCUCCUCCUCCUCCUCGGCCGAUGACCACUAUGAGUUUGCCACGAAGGGGAGCCAGGAGGGCAGUGAGGGGAGCUUACACAGCCACGAGAGCCCCAGUGACACGGAAGAGGACGACAGGAAACCCAGCCAGAAGGAAGUUAAGGAUGCUGUCGGGGACAGCGGCUUCGCAUCCCAGCACAAGAAGCGCCCGCACGUGGCCAAGGCCAGGAAGGUCCCCAGCGACACGCUGCCCCUUAAAAAGAGACGCACGGAAAAGCCGCCCGAGAGCGACGACGAGGAGAUGAAGGAAGCAGCCGGCUCACUCCUCCACUUGGCGGGGAUCAGGUCCUGUUUGAACAACAUCACCAAUCGGACGGCAAAGGGGCAGAAGGAGCAAAAGGAAACCACAAAAAAUUGAAAAACAAGUCACUGAUUUGUUUUGAACUUACGGCCAUUUGGUUUCAGCAUGUCAGGAGAUUUCUAAUGAUUUGUGGCAAUAUCAGUAACUUUUUUUUUUUUGGUUUGGUUUUCUUUCUUUUCUUUUCUUUUCUUCUUUUUUUUCAUUUAAUUUGCCCCGCUUUUCCUUUAUCUUGGACCCUUAAGAAUUUUAUUUUAAAGGAGAUUGAAGCCAUAGAACUCAUGUUGACACUCA
Molecule: messenger RNA, 2052 nt
Organism: Ochotona princeps (American pika)
Lineage: Eukaryota; Metazoa; Chordata; Mammalia; Lagomorpha; Ochotonidae
Gene: FOXN3
Product: forkhead box N3
Exons: 8
Coding region: 334-1818 (494 amino acids)
Biological process (GO): regulation of DNA-templated transcription
Cellular component (GO): nucleus
Molecular function (GO): cis-regulatory region sequence-specific DNA binding; DNA-binding transcription factor activity
Source: RefSeq, a predicted model, not a curated record